AUGUAAUCGACUUAAUACCUAUGUCUGUCCUUGUUUGUCCCCUCUGUGUUUAGCCCCUUGUGGGUAAUAAAGAAAUAGGUACAUGUUAUCAAGCUGUAGUCGAUCGUGGGUGACGGCUGACUGUCUUCCCUGUACUUUAUCCGAAAGUAUAUAAAAACUGCUUGUGAUUACUUUGGGAUGAAUAUUUUUGGAUAUCAAUAACCGACUGAUAAUAAUGUCUACGAUUACAGUAAACGACUUCCACUGUAUCAUAAAUAGAUAGAUAGAUAAAUAAAUAGCUAUAUUAGCUAGGUGUACGUAUGUGUGUGCAUAUGAGUAUGUAGGUAGGAGAGACAUGCUUCUGCUGGCAAAUCGCCAAAGCGCAUGUUCAACCGGAUAUUGAUAUCAGAUUGCCACCUUAGAAUAAUCUUUUCCGUCUGUUUUGGAGUUAAUUUUGCACGCAACAUUAAACCUAUCUUGCAUAUCAUCAUAUACACACGUAUAUAUUUCUGUUAGUCACCUUCUAUUCAUCAACACACACAACCACAUUAUACGAGAAUACCAGAUAGCACUAGCACAAAAGAAUUUUCUGCUUCAAAUCCCUAAAUUGUUCUCAAUUUUUGAAGACUAAAGCAAGAUUUUGUAUAGGAUUGAUAUAUUUCUGUUCAUAGAUGUUUACAGUUGAAUUGCUAUAAAAUAAGUCUUGUGAACUGUUCUCAGUCUUGCAGUCUAGAAUGUGUUCAAAGUGAUUUUGCAUUCUGAUUAAACCAAGACAAAUUUACAAGGAAGUUUAAAGUGUCUUCAGAUAUCCACAAAUAUAGUAGUAGAGACAACUGUUUGGAAUAUUAUCUAAAACCAAAGUCAUUCAAAGGAAAAUAAUUAGGGAAAAUGAAUUAUGUGAGUAAAAGGAACAAUGCCUAACAGAGUCUGAAAGAAUUACCUUUUGUGAUGAAAUUUUGAAAGGUACAAGAAAAAUAUUGUACCACUGUGAUAUCUGUAAAAUGUCAUUCACUCAAGAAAGUAGCUUUGCAAGUCAUAAAUAUGUUCAUAAAGAAGAAAGACCAUAUCUUUGUGAAAUCUGUAAGAAAUCAUUCACUAGAAAUAAAGACUUGACUAAACACAUGUAUUUUCAUAAACAAGAGAAGCCAUAUAAGUGCGAUGUUGGUGACACAUCAUUCUUGCAGGAAAAUAUCUUAAAUAAACAUUGCAACAUUCGUACAGGAGAGAGACCAUAUCACUGUGAUAUUUGUGGUGAAUCAUUUUCUGAAAGUUGUGAGUUAACUAAACACAAACAUAUUCAUAAAGGAGAGAAGCCAUACCACUGUGAUAUCUGUGGCAAAUGUUUUUCUCAUAGUAAUGCUCUAACUAUACACAAACGCACUCAUACUGGAGAGAAACCUUAUCCUUGUGAUAUCUGUGGCAAAUCAUUCUCUCAGGCUGGUAACUUAUCUACUCACAAACGUAUUCAUUCAGGAGGGAAACUAUAUCACUGUGAUAUAUGCAGUAAAUCAUUCUCUGAACCAAGUUACUUAGCAAAACACAAAAUCAUUCAUACAGAAGGAAAGAUAUAUCAGUGUGAUAUCUGUGGUAAAUCAUUCUCACAAAGAAAUCUCUUAACUAUACACAAACGUGUUCAUACAGGAGAGAAGCCAUAUCAGUGUGAUAUCUGUGGUAAAUCAUUCUCUCAGGCUGGUAACUUGACCACUCACAGAUAUGUUCAUACUGGAGAGAAACCAUAUCACUGUGAUGUCUGUGGUAAAUCAUUCUCUGACCCAGGUCAGUUUACAAAGCAUAAAUAUAUACAUAGAGAAGACAAGUUAUAUCACUCUGAAUACAGUGGUAAAUCAUCCCCUCACAGAAUUUUUUUAACCAUACACAAACAUCACUGUGAUAUCUGUAGUAAAUCAUUUUCUCAUAAAAAUGCCCUAACUAUACACAAACGUAUUCAUACAGGGGAAAGGCCAUAUCAUUGUGAUGUCUGUGGUAAAUCAUUCUCUCAGACCAGUAACUUAACUAUUCACAAACAAUUUCAUAUAGGAGAGACUCACAGAGACAUUCAUACAGAAGAAAAGCCCUAUCCUUGUAACAUUUGUGGUAAAUCAUUCUCUCGUAGAAAAGCCUUGAUUAUACACACACGCAGUCAUACUGGAGAGAAACCACAUCGUUGUGACAUCUGUGGAAAAUCAUUUGCACAAGUUGGUAACUUGACUUCUCACAAACGUAACUUAGCUACUCACGAACACAUUCAUACUGGAAAGAAACCAUAUUGUGAGAUAUGUAGUAAGUCAUUUUCUGACCCAGGUGACUUCUCUAAACACAAACUGAUUCAUAGAAGAGAAAAGCUAUAUUAUUGUGACAUCUGUAAUAAAUCAUUCUCUCAAAAAUGCACCUUAACUGGACACAAACAUAUGCAUAGAAGUGAGAGGCUAUAUGACUGUGAUAUCUGUGGUAAAUCCUUCUCUUGUAAAAAUUCUUUAACUAUACACAUGUGUAGUCAUGCAGGAGAGACAACAAAUCAGUGCAAUGUAUAUGAUAAAUCAUUCUCUCAAACUGAUAACUUUACUUCUCACAAACACAUUCACAAAAGAGAAAAACUAUAUUCCUGUAAUAACGACAGUAAAUCUUUUUCUGUCGCAACUGACUUAACUACAGACAAACUCAUUCAUACAACAGAGAAGCCAUAUCAUUGUGAUAUUUGUGGCAGGAGUCUCUUAACAAUACACAAACAAAUUCAUACAGAACAGAAGCCAAGUCACUGUAAUGUCUGCAGUAAGUCAAUCUCUCAAGAAGUCUUAACUAGACACGAAUGUGUACAUACAGUUGAGAAGUCAUAUAACUGCAAUAUCUGUGGGAAACCCUUCUCUGACAGAAGACAGUUAACUAAACACAAACAUAUCCACAGAGGAGAACAGCUACAUCAGUGUGAGAUCUGUGAUAAAUCAUUCUCUUAUAGAAAUGCUUUAACUGUGCACAGCCGUAGUCAUACAGAGCCAUAUCACUGUGAUAUCUGUGGUAAAUCAUUCUCUCGAAAAUCUAACUUACCUAAACACAAACGCAUUCAUACAGGAGAGAGGCCCUAUCACUGUGAUAUCUGUGGUAAAUAUUUCUCUCGAAAUGGAGACUUGUCCAAGCAUAAACGUAUUCAUACAGGAGAGAAGCCAUAUCACUGUGAGAUAUGUGGUAAAUCAUUCUCUCAAACUGGAGAUUUAACAAAACACACACGAAUUCAUACAGGAGAGAAGCCAUACUGUUGUGAUAUAUGUAGCAAAUCAUUCUCUGAAAGUAGUGAGUUAACUCGACAUAAACGUAUUCAUACAGGAGAAAAACCAUUUCACUGUAAUAUCUGUGGUAAAUCAUUUUCUCAAAAUUCAGAAGUGACUAAACACAAACGCAUUCAUAUUGGAGACAAGCAGAAUUGUACUGAUAUCUGUGGUAAAUCAUUGUUACACUCAGGUAAAUCAACUGCUCAAGAAUAUUCAAGGGAGAAACCAUAUCACUGUGAUAUCUGUGGUAAAUCCUUUUCUGGAAGUAGUGACUUUACUAGGCAUGGACGGACUCAUACAGGAGAGAAGCCAUUUUGUUGUGAUAUAUGUGGUAAAUCAUUCUCUCGAAAUGGGGAUUUAACUAAACACAAACGUAUUCAUACAGGAGAAAAACCAUAUCACUGCGAUAUUUGUGGUAAAUCAUAUUCUCAAAGUAGUGAGUUAACAAGACACAAACGAAUUCAUACAGGAGAGGAACCAUAUCACUGUGAUAUCUGCGGUAAAUCUUUCUCUGAAGGAAGUUUCCUAACUAGACACAAACGCAUUCAUACAGGGGAAAAACCAUAUCACUGUGAUAUUUGUGGUAAUUCAUUCACACAGAAUGGUGAUUUAACUAGACACAAACGAGUUCAUACAGGAGAGAAACCAUAUAAUUGUGACAUCUGUGGUAAAUCCUUCUCUAGAAGUAGUUACUUGACAACACACAUUCGUGUACAUACGGGAGAGAAGCCGUAUCAGUGUGAUAUAUGUGAUAAAUCAUUCUCUCAAAGUAGUGACUUAAAUAAGCACAAACGUAUUCAUACAGGAGAGAAGCCUUAUCUUUGUGAUAUCUGUGGCAAGUCCUUCUUUGAAGAAAGUGUCUUAAGUAAACACAAACGUAUUCAUACUGGAGAGAAACCACAUCACUGUGAUAUUUGUAGCAAAUCAUUCUAUCGAAGUAGUGACUUGACUACUCACAUACGUACCCAUACAGGAGAGAAACCAUACCAAUGUGAUAUCUGUAGGAAAUCAUUCUCUCAUAGAAAUGCCUUAACUAUCCACAAACGCAUUCAUACUGGAGAGAAACCAUAUCACUGUGAUAUUUGUGGUAAAUCUUUCUCUGGAAGUAGUGAAUUAACUACCCACACGCGCAUUCAUACUGGAGAAAAGCCAUACCAUUGUGAUAUCUGUGGUAAGUCAUUCACUGGAAGUAGUCACUUAACCAGUCACAAACGCAUCCAUACAGGAGAGAAGCCAUAUCACUGUGAUAUCUGUGGUAAAUCGUUCUCUGCAAAUAGUCAAUUAACUAUACAUAAACGCAUUCAUACAGGAGAAAAGCCAUACCUCUGUGAUAUCUGUGGUAAAACAUUUGUUGCAAGUGGGGAAUUAACUGUCCACAGACACAUUCAUACAGGAGAGAAACCAUAUCACUGUGACAUCUGUGGUAAAUCAUUAUCUGACCCAGGUAACUUAGCAAAACACAAACGUAUUCAUACAGGAGAGAAGCCAUUUCCCUGUGAUGUCUGUGAUAAAUUUUUCUCUGAAAGAAGUCACUUAACUAAACACAAACGUAUUCAUACUGGUGAGAAACCUUAUCACUGUGAUAUCUGUGGCAAGUCAUUCUCUGUAAGUAGUGACAUACAUAGGCACAGACGCAUUCACACAGGUGAAAAACCUUACCAAUGUGAUAUAUGUGGCAAAUCAUUCUCUGAAAAUGGUAGCUUGUUGAAACACAAAUUUAUUCACACAGGGGAAAAACCAUAUCAUUGUGAUAUCUGUGGUAAGUCAUUCUCCGAAGGAAGCGUCUUAACUAAUCACAAACGUAUUCAUUCAGGUGAGAAGCCAUACCAUUGUGAUGUCUGUGGUAAAUCAUACUUUGUAAGUGCUGACUUGACAGUACACAUCCGUAUUCAUACAGGAGAGAGGCCAUAUGACUGUGAUAUCUGUGGUAAAUCAUUCUCUUAUAAAAGUUCAAUAACUGCUCACAAACGCAUUCAUGCUGGAGAGAGGCCGCAUCAGUGUGAUAUCUGUGGUAAAUCAUUCUUUGGAAAUAGUCAAUUAACUGUACACAAACGUACUCAUACGGGAGAGAAGCCAUAUCACUGUGAUAUCUGUGAGAAAUCGUUCUCUCAGACCAGUAGCUUAACUACUCACAGACGUAUUCAUACAGGAGAGAAGCCAUAUCACUGUGAUAUUUGUGGUAAAUCAUUCUCUUCAAAUAGUAAAUUAACUGUUCAUAGACGGAUUCAUACAGGAGAAAAACCAUAUCUCUGUGAUAUCUGUGGUAAAUCCUUCUUAGCAAGUGAAAAAUUAACAGCACACAAACGCAUUCAUACAGGAGAGAAGCCAUAUACCUGUGAUAUCUGUAGCAAAUCCUUCUCUUCAGCUAGGUAUUUAGCCACUCACAAACGUUCUCAUACAGGAGAAAAACCAUAUCACUGAUAUCUGUGGUAAAUCCUUCUUAGCAAGUGAAAAAUUAACUGCACACAAACGCAUUCAUACAGGAAAAAAAAUCUUAUCAUUGUGAUGUGGUAUUUCGUUUUCUCAUGUAGGUAGCUUAACUAGACACAAAUAUCUUCAUACAGGGGCAAAGCCAUUUAACUGACGCUGGUGGUAAAUCAUUCUCUCAAAAAUGUCCCUUUAUUACAAUCACUUUGACACAGAAAAGACUAUAUAACAGUGUACCUUCACCUCACAACACUAUAUUUUAUAUAAUCACAACUACAUUGGUGAGAUAAAUUAUAACUGAGAUGCUAAUAAUUAUGAGGUUUUUUCUUCCAAAAUAUAAGCGAAACAAAACUGGUGGAUACACACGAUAGAAAAACGGAAUGGACUAAUCAGGAGCAGAUGUGGGUUGGAGAGGUCACAGGAUAUGUGACAAAAGAUUUCACGCAAAGGACACUAAAAUAAAAACAAUGGUAAAGCUAAUAAAAAUGUUUUUUAAAUUAC
This is a messenger RNA of Octopus sinensis (East Asian common octopus), 6170 nucleotides long. Its product is annotated as zinc finger protein 850-like. Gene Ontology annotation, biological process: regulation of transcription by RNA polymerase II. Gene Ontology annotation, molecular function: DNA-binding transcription factor activity; RNA polymerase II cis-regulatory region sequence-specific DNA binding. The record is from RefSeq and is a predicted model, not a curated record. The transcript is spliced from 10 exons. Lineage: Eukaryota; Metazoa; Mollusca; Cephalopoda; Octopoda; Octopodidae. The coding region runs from base 981 to 5663 and encodes 1560 amino acids.